This is a messenger RNA of Oryzias melastigma (Indian medaka), 2142 nucleotides long. RefSeq names its product CDC42 effector protein (Rho GTPase binding) 5 (gene cdc42ep5). The record is from RefSeq and is a predicted model, not a curated record. Bases 510 to 1367 code for a protein of 285 amino acids. NCBI's taxonomy places the organism in Eukaryota, Metazoa, Chordata, Actinopteri, Beloniformes, Adrianichthyidae. The transcript is spliced from 2 exons.
AAGGCGGAUUUCACCAAUAUUUUAUUUAACAUAAAUCAACAUCCUGUUUUGCAUUUUUAAAGGAAUGUGUGUGAAUUUAUUGUGUUUUAUCUUAACCCCAAAUUAAUUAUGAAGCUAUUAAAUAAAUCUAAAAAAUAAUUUGGAUACUAUUAUGAAAACUGUUUCUUCCAAAAGCCUCCUCUCAGCUAAACCUGCUAAUAACAGCCAUUAAAAAGCGGUGAUCUGAAGGGCUGGGGAGUGAGCUGGUUGGCAUGCCUGCGGUCUGAGGUCUGAGGCAGAGCUCUGAUCCAGCUGUGGCUCGAGAACGUCGCGUCACUUCCUCAGCGCGCGCGCGCCCAUCCCUCUGGAAAGACGAGGAAAAAAAAAAAAAAAAAAGAAACGACAUCGAGAAUUCACACGACGGCGGGAGAGGCGCGAGGGAAAAACGGAGCGAGGCGCAGAAAGCCAGAUGAAAAAGUUGGACACAGAAGGGAGAGUCAACCAAAGAGAAGAAAACACGCUUUACAACCAUGCCGCUCCACAAAUCAUCCCGGGCCCCUCGCCUCGACCCUACCAUGAUCUCGGCCCCUUUGGGGGACUUUCGACACACCAUGCACAUCGGGAGAGGUGGGGACGCCUUUGGCGACACCUCGUUCCUGUCCAAAGUGGACCCAAGUUCGGCCACUCCUGACCAGCCAGCUGCGGAGCCGGAGUUAGCGGUCAACCACAGUGGCCUCCAUACGGAUGUUCCUGGAAGCCCAGAGGACAAUCAGCUCAAGCGCUCCGAUUCAGAGUCUUCACUAACCCUGGACCUGGACUUGGAUCUGGACCUGGGUCCGUCAAUGCUCGGGGAUGUAUUGGGAGUUAUGGACGGUUUAGCGCUUGACUCAAACAGUGACAAUGUGUUGAGCCCCCAAAGCGGCUCCUUUAUGGAGGUAAAGCAGUACAAAGGGGACAUGAAGAUGGCCACGAAGAUGGACGUAAACGGUGAUGGAACCCACGCGGGAGACGGCAGAAUACCGGAUGAGAACGGGAUCAAGCCGAAGGGCUUACGGCCAAAGGUCCGAUUCAGCGACAAGCGCGAGGAGAUCAUUCGCCAGGCGUCUGAAGAGGACGAAGGGCGAGCCUUUGAUUGUCUGGAUGAAGAUCCGCCUGGUUCCCUGAGUCCAACCAGAGGUGAAACUCAGAUCGGUGAAGCCAAGCUGGCCAAUCACAAAGUAGAUUUACCGCCCAGCCCGGCUUCAUCACACAGCUCGGCAGAAGACGCUCCGCUGGACAGGAGGAGGCUGGACAGUGGCCACUCAGAGACUGACUCAGAGGAAGAGGAGGAGGAGGCAGGAAGAGGCUACACAUUUGAAGACGAAUUUGAUGAUGAAAUUGGCCUAUAGGAGAUGGCUAAUACUCCUCUUUAAAAACAUAUCAGUACUGUUAAGUAAAAAAAUAAGUAUUCUGUAUUUUCUGAACACAUCACCCAAGUAUCAUGCGAGAAGGAGACUUAGACAAAACCGAUCUGUUCUCAAACUUUAUGUAAAAGGACUACAAGCACAAUACUCCUCAACUGGAAAACUUUUAGCUGCAAAGGUCACAGACGUCCCGAUGACUUUAUAAACAAAAAAUGACAUUGUGUGUAAUCAGUGAAAAGAUUGUAGCACUUUUGACUUUCAUUCAGCUGCAGCUUCACUCCCAGACUGCAGCGCUGUGUAAAGUUUGUAUUUCGGUCUCAGUAAAAUAAGGUCUUUUUUUGUCUUAUAUCUGAUAUGUAAUCUGUACACAGUUAGCACUGUUUAUAGAACUUUUAUGUGCCUUAAAGGGAGCUGUUUCCUAUUGGACUACAUGCUGUCAAGUGUCUUUAAAGUCAUAAUUGUUACUUUUUUUGUUUUCAUCUGUUUGAAAGCUUUAGUCCUCAGAGACAGUCUUCAUAAGUCUUUGUGAAUUUGGUACAUUCCAAAUCAGGUGUUUUUGUUUAUGCUUGAUCACUUCUUCUUGGCGGGAUGGGCUGGCAAAGACAAUCAUGGGAUAUAUGUUUGUUUUGUAGAUACAUUCUACCUGUAAACCUUUUUUUUUUUGCUUAAAAUAAUUUCACAAUGCUGUAAAAGAUAGCAUUCUGCUAAAAAAAAUGUCUGUUUUUAUCCUAUAGAUGACUACAGAGAAAACAAUAAAGCA